Racocetra persica is the source of this 655-nucleotide messenger RNA. The record is from the annotation of a GenBank genome assembly. NCBI's taxonomy places the organism in Eukaryota, Fungi, Glomeromycota, Glomeromycetes, Diversisporales, Gigasporaceae.
AUGUGGCGAUACAUUCGCAACAAACCAAAAAUUCAAGUAUCAUUUAACUGAAAGAAAGCACCCUUGUGUACCUCAAAAUAUAUUACAAGCAACUGUGCCAGUUUCUAGCUCUGAAUCCUUGUCUAAUUUAGAUUCGCAAUUUCAAGUGGUAAAAAAUCCUAAUGCUAGAAAAUUAGGCGAGUCUGUUAAACAAUGGGGAUCGAGAUUACGAAAAAAAGUCAAAGAAUUAGAUGACAAGGAUCGUGGUCAGCCAAAAAAUUUGGCUGAAACCAAAGCUCUUUAUGAUGAAUUAUUGCAACUGGAUCCAAAUGUAUAUUUCCGACCUGUAACAAAAGAAGAAAAGCAUAAAGUGCAAGGAUUUUUUGAUGAACCUGAAAUCGAGGAAGCAAAUCUUCAGCGCCCUCAUACCCAAGCUCAUCAUAAAGGUAGACUUACUAAAUCAGAAAAAAUAGUAACUCAACAAACCACACCAUUAGAUAAUAUAGAAUUGCAACCUGUUCAAGAAUUGCCUAUGCACGAAGAAGGAUUUCUAGAUUUAGAUGUAGAAGUACCAUGGCCAGUUCGAUUUCCAUAUAAUGAAGAGCAUCAAGCUAAAGAGAUAGAUUUGGCCAGUAUAAUAUUAGGAGCAGAAAAUGAAGAUGAAGCUAUGCAGAAG